CCAGUCUGACAAAGUUUCGCAUGCAGGGAUGGAGCUGAUUACAAACUGCUAGCAGAAGGAAUAGGGCCGAGCUCGGGGGACUCGAAGAGAGCAGGGGGGGAGGAGGAGAAGAAGGACUGAUAUAACAAGAGCGGCUGUCGAUGCGCAGAGCAAUUCUCAGUCACUCCAAGUGUUGGAUCCCAGAGCGUUAAAGGGGAGCGGGCUUUCCAUUCAGGUCGAGCGCAGCCAACUUUUCUUUCUUGAGUCCGUGGCGCGGGUCCGUUCACCAGAUAAUACUUACUUACUUACCUACAUUUGUAUAUAUAUAUAUAAUUUUUGUAAAAGUGAAAUACGGGGCAUCAGCAGAUCUGAAGCUUUACGAAACCUCCGAGUUGGGAAGUUUAUUUUCCGCUGAACUGCAUGACAUUUCUUUGAAGGACUUGAGAACCUGGCAGAGUUUUCUUCACCUAUAACGCGUGGUGUGGGAUUUUGAGCCGAGACGGAGAGUUCUCAAAUGCAAAAGUACAUGUAUGAGAAAGCAAUGGCCCAAGAGACAAGGAACGGAGGAACCUCUACGUUAAACAACAACAAUGGUGUUGACAACAGCAAGAAGAAGCUGCUAAUAGCGCUCGACAUCUUCUGUCUUCUACUUGCUGUGCUGCCCUGCCUGGCUCUACACCGCACCUCUGUUCGUCCAUACCAGAGGGGUCUCUACUGCGGUGACUCCAGCUUGAGAUACCCCUACAAGAACAGCACCAUACGCACCUCAGUGCUCAUUGGUGUUGGACUGACACUGCCCACAGUGUCCAUCGUGAUUGGAGAAUGCUUCAGGAUUCACCAGCUACAUGAGGGAACCAAGUCUUUCGUUGGAAAUCCUUAUGUUGCAGCCCUCUACAAGCAGAUGGGCGUGUUUCUCUUUGGAUGUGCCGUCAGCCAGUCAUUCACAGACAUUGCCAAGGUGUCAGUGGGCCGUAUGAGACCCCACUUUUUAGAUGUGUGUAGACCAGAUUUCUCCACCAUAAACUGUUCAUUGGGAUAUAUCACCAACUAUACCUGCACUGGCAAAGAGAGCGAUGUACAGGAGGCCAGGAAAUCUUUCUUCUCAGGACAUGCCUCUUUUUCGAUGUUUACCAUGCUCUACCUGGCUUUCUAUCUCCAGUCCAGGUUUACAUGGCGUGGCGCUCGUCUCCUCCGCCCACUGCUCCAGUUCACCCUGUUGAUGAUGGCCUUUUACACCGGCCUAUCGCGUGUCUCUGACCACAAGCACCACCCGACUGAUGUCCUGGCAGGCUUUGUGCAGGGAGCCCUGGUGGCCUACUGCAUAGUGUUCUACGUGUCGGACCUGUUCAAGCCCAGAGUGAAACCAGCCACGCCGCCACCCUCCCCCAUCAAGAAGGAGCUGCUCCCUUCAUCCGACAUCAUUGAGAGGAACAACCACCACAACAUGGUGUGAGAAAGGCCUCAGCUUGAUUCCUGUGACAGAGGAGCCAAUCACAGCGCUGCUCACCUCCCAUCGAACAGUAGAAUGUAGCGAAGAGAGACUGUAGCUGCUUCUCAAAUGGCAUCCUCCUCCCUUUUACAGUGCCCAGCGAGGCACUUUGUGGACUAGGGUGUCAGAUUUGAGAUUUGCACAGAGUCCACUCUCACUAUCCAGACUUAUUUUGUACUAUUAUGUUAACUACUAAUCACCAUUUGAGCCCAUCGUUUUGAGCACAAGCAGAAAAGAAUUGGAAGCUAAAAGGCAAAAUGAAUUAAGCAACUGAUUGACAGGCAGAGCCGAGGGUGUGGAGGUUUGAUGGAAGUGGAACCACAGAAAGGGAAAACACUUGUGAAGAAAAACGAAUGAAGAAAAGUGACACAAAAGAAAAAAAAAGACAAACCCCCUGCCUAGCGAGAGGGGGAUGUCCAGUGAUGCUUCCUCUCUGAACUCUCUGUGGCCUUGGAAUGCUGUAGGA
This is a messenger RNA of Scatophagus argus, 1934 nucleotides long. RefSeq names its product phospholipid phosphatase 3 (gene plpp3). Gene Ontology annotation, molecular function: phosphatidate phosphatase activity. The transcript is spliced from 7 exons. The record is from RefSeq and is a predicted model, not a curated record. NCBI's taxonomy places the organism in Eukaryota, Metazoa, Chordata, Actinopteri, Scatophagidae. Gene Ontology annotation, biological process: canonical Wnt signaling pathway; phospholipid metabolic process; phospholipid dephosphorylation. Bases 494 to 1432 code for a protein of 312 amino acids.